Messenger RNA from Caenorhabditis auriculariae, 10157 nucleotides. NCBI's taxonomy places the organism in Eukaryota, Metazoa, Nematoda, Chromadorea, Rhabditida, Rhabditidae. The record is from the annotation of a GenBank genome assembly.
AUGACGUUGCUCAUCUCGACGUUGACGUCAAGAAGACGUCGGAUCUCAAUCAAGGAGUUUCUUCAUUCGACAACCUUGUUCGAGAAAUCCUCAUUCGCCUCCAGAAUCUCCACCAAAAGGAGUUCGGUCAUUGGUGAGUGAUUCUGGCUUUCCAGUGGGCGUGGCGUGUCUGCGCUCUCCACUAACCAGGCACUAUAUCGUGCAUUAUCGUGUCAGGACCCUUUUUUGAUGAAUCAAGCUAGCCGUGAAUCAGCUAUAUGCUUUCAGGAUUAAUUCGAUUAUUUCUAUUCUAGACUUUUUAAAAUGACCUUCAGCAUCAAAUUCAUUAUUUUCUAAAAAAACGGAAAAUUUUAGAUUACCAGGAUAAUUACGACGUCCCUUUUUCCGUUUAUUGCGUUUCAUUUUUCAAAAUUUUUCCUUUCUUGAAUAUUUUCUCCCAUGAAUCGCUAGAUUUAUAUCAAGUUUUCGGGAGAAAAUUUUGUCUUUUUGAAAAAAAGGAAAAUGACCCAUUUUCCCCGAUUUUUCUCAAGGAAAUUGAAUGGGAAACUGUUUAAUUUUUGUCAUUUUUUUCUGAGAAAAUGAGAAUUUUUUUGGUUUUAGAGAAUACAAAGUAGUAUUUUUAACUCCGUUUGAAGUCGAUUUUUAACUUUUCGAGUGUAGGACAAAAGCGCCGGUUCCAAGAGCGCCGUUCAAAUUUAGCGCCAGUCCGCAAUGCGCCGUCGCGUGUAUGCGCCGUGUAUGCAGACGCCGCUUUCUUUUGCGCCGAGUCCGUUUGCGCCGAAUCGUUUUGCGCCGUUAUUUCAAACUUUUAUUUAUUCGCUGUUUUUCUAUCAUUGUUUAUUGAUUGUGUAGUACACAUUCAUAUACGACUCGAAUAAUUUUCGCGCCAUCUGUUAAUAUGGACCUUUCUGCCGCAUUUUCGGAAAAACUCGAACUAUUGUUUCAAGAAAAUGAGUUCAACGUUACGAAAAACGAUUUUCUGCUGUUUCACGUCUGCUAGAAUUGAAACUUUGCCCUACCUAACGCAGAAAAUUUGCAAUCACUCAAUAUGUCGUUUAAAGCAAUAAUUUUUUUUUAUCCAUUCUCUUUUCCUUACGUUUUCUGUAUUUUUCGAAAUCAGAAAAGCAUAUUUGCUUUUUUAUUUUUACUUUGAAAAGAAAAAAGGGGAAAAAAUAUUUUACCUGGACCAAAGUGGACCUAAAACUCAUCAUUAACGGAUGGCGCGAAAAUUAUUCGAGUCGUAUAUGAAUGUGUACUACACAAUCAAUAAACAAUGAUAGAAAAACAGCGAAUAAAUAAAAGUUUGAAAUAACGGCGCAAAACGAUUCGGCGCAAACGGACUCGGCGCAAAAGAAAGCGGCGUCUGCAUACACGGCGCAUACACGCGACGGCGCAUUGCGGACUGGCGCUAAAUUUGAACGGCGCUCUUGGAAUCGGCGCUUUUAUCCUAUACUCAACUUUUCUACGAAUUUUGUUGAAGGAUUUCUAGGAUUUUCUCAUUAAAUUUGUUGAAUUUUGAGGAUUUUUCAUGCAGAUUUCUUCAAAUAUCAUCCUAAACUCAUAUUCAUUUGAAUCAAAAAUUAAAUAAAACCUUGAUUUUAUCCGAAUUUCAACUCCUUUCGCCUGAAGAAAUCGUGAGAAGAUUCUCAAAAUUGAUCUUUCACGAUUUUCCCCUUUCUUGGACCUAAAUGAAUCGCCUUUUUCGGUUAUUUCAACGACUUAUGAUGAUUAUUUAUCGAUAAGGUCCCGCAAAAUUGCGAUAAAAGACACUUUGCCAAGCGGCUGAUAACGCAUCUUUGACGUGUGAAUUUUGGACGAUUGUACAUUUUCUUAUUGAUUUUUCCCCCUUUUGAGGAAGCGGCUUUAAAUAUUUCAAAAUCGCGUAGGAGGCAUCAAUUUUUUCAUUUUAUGAUUCAAAAAAUAGGUCAUUUUUAACAAAAAAUAUUUUUUCUAGACCCUUCAUUCUUCUUCUCAACCGAUACGCCGGUACCUCCGGAAAAGUCAAUAUCUCGGAAAUCUUCCAUGUACAACAGGUUUCCAAGCCUUUUUUCUUUGUUCCCAUCCAUUAAUAUUCUAAAAUUCCAGUGCCUAUGACCCGAUUCAUAGCCUGAGCUCCUGGCUCAGCGACGACGAAAAAGAAAGCGUCUUGAAGGCUUUGGAUGGUAUCGACUGCAAGGUGAAUAAUGGCAAAAAUAUUUUUUAACUACACGGGUUUCGAACCUGGGACCUUUUUGGUAGCACUUCGAAAGCAUUAAAAGUGAACUAGAAUCGAAAAAAGGCGUUUAUAUGAAUUUUGAGAAAUGGCAAAAUAUAUGUGAGUCUGUAGAGGGAUCGAACCUGUGACCUUUAUUUUGUUGGUUUGACCUCAUUUCUUCUUCAAAAAAAGCAUUAAAAUAAAUUUUGAAAAACGGCAAAAAUUUGGAAAAUCUGGAUUGGGAUCGAACCUGUGACCUUUCUGGUGUUGGUUUGAGCCCAUUUUCUCGCAGAAAUUUCUCAUUUUACAGUCAUUUUUAUAGUCUAAAAUGUUAGUUUGAGUUUUUUGGUUUGAAAACUUGCUUUCCAGGUCGAAGCCUCGGGGAUUUGUCGUCUGGUUCGAGCCAAAAAUGGGUCUUGGAACGAUGAGCACGAGCCCGGACUCAUUGCGUUUGUUAAGGUUCUCAAUUUUUGCAUUUUCUUGUGAAAAUUUCGAUCAAUUUCGAUUUUGUUCAAGUUCUUACGCGAAUAUGACGUGCUGGGGAAUUUCUAGUGACCACUUUAGUAGCGUCAGCCCUCUUAAGUGACCCCUAGAAUGGCUCUGUAACUUUCGGAGCGCGUCCGGUUUCCGGUAGUGUAGUCCGAGUUAUUGUCGACUUUGAUAUUUGGAAAAAAAUUCGGAAAUGUUUGGUUGUGCCCGACUCGGAACGACUUGCGCGCCAGGAAGUAAGACCGAGUAAAAUUGAUUGCUCCCGACUUGAAACGACUUGCGCGCCACGAAGUAAGACCGAGUAGAAUUUAUUGCAUUUAUCGCUCCCGAGUUGAAACGGCUUGCUUAGAUCACGCCAAGGAGUUAAUUCAAGCAAAAUAGAUUGCGCCCGACUUGAAACGGCUUGCGCGCGAAGUAGUUAGAUCAACCCGCAACGCAACCGCGACGCAUCCAAUAAUUUCAAACAUACCCAGAAUCACAAGAUGUAUGAUUUUUCAGGAUUCCGCAAUCAGAAAGUAUCGACUAACCCUUUAUGAAGUAAUGGUUGAUGGUCGGUCGGCCAGGGUUUCUUGGUCCCUAAACGUGUGAGUUUUUUUACCCUCCUUCGACCUUUAUCUAUCCCAAAAUCAAUUAAUUUUGAAUUUUUCCAGGAGCGCCCAAUUCCAAACAUCCAAAGAGCACGACCAUUUGGUGACUUUCUCCACGGAAAUUGAGCCUCUCGAGACUUUUGGCCUGAAUUUCUACGACAAGGAAGAGGCCAAGAAGUUCCACGAGGCGGUUUCAGAGCGAAAAUGUUCGUUUUUUGAGAGAAAUUGGUGGAAAAUAGUUGUCCAAAAUCUUUUCCAUUUAUUUGCGUUGUUAAAAUUUCCAUUCACACGUUUUAUUCAAGAAAAAUUGUAGAAGAAAAGCGAAAGUCUGGAAAUUUCGCCGAAAAGGGUUACGGUAGUUUUGAAGUCUGCAUACACGACCACAAGAGCCGUUCGUGCAUUUUUGCGUCUCAACAUUUACGCUCAUUAUCAUCAUUUUUUUUUUGUUUUUUUUUUCAAGUACCUUAGCUUCUUCAUUUUGAAAUUUUUGUUUCAGCUCGAAAAUCACCAAAAAGGAUGGCACCCGCCCCGCCAAGCAGUGAGAAUGAGGUAGUUUUUAAUAUGGCCACGAGAAUUUUUCCAUGUAAUUUUGCAAAAACUUCCUUUUCGAGAAAAGGACGAACGGUUUUUGUUUGACGUUAUCGCAUUGCAUUACGAGGAAAAGGAGGAAAUUUUUUUCUGAUAAGGAUUCGCUGCCUUUCCUCCCAUUUUAACUACCUUUUGUUGGCCGUUUUGCGCUAGAUUUUCUGCAAUUUUUAUUUCUAGAGAAAUUGAAAUUUUCUGUAUUUAUUUUAUUAUUUUUUCUAUACAAUAAUGGGCGAUUGCGUACUGUCGGAAGCUGGAAAUAGGAACAGUUUUCUUUGGCAGAAGGUAAUUUUUUUGAAAAAAAAAAUUUCUUUUGGGUUAUCAUUAGAAAUUUUUUUGUCAGUUUCAUUUUUUAAAAAAAUCAAUUUGGUCUUUUUCCAAUAGGAUCUUCCACAAGAAGUAUUACAUUCGAAAAAGUUUUUUUCUAUUUUUCUUUGUUAUAUAUAUAUCAGCAUGUUCCUAUGGCUACCACGACCCUAGGGAACAAUUUACAAGGUAUUUUUUUCAAUUUUCGAAAUUAAUUCGUUAUUUUUUUAGUUCAAUCUUCCAGUGAUACGCUCAAGACAGAGAAGAAGGAUAAGAAGAAGAAAAAAAAGGUUUUUUAAAACAGGAUUUUUUUAAUGAUUUUUAUUUGGUUUUCAGGGUUUGGAAUAUUCACCUCACUGUUCAAUAGAGGCCCGAAAAAGAAGCCGUCAGCCUUGCAGAUCGAUGCGCCGACCGAUUUUUAAGUGGGAUUUAUGAUUUUUUUGAAGUUUUUUUGAUUAGAAAACUGAAGUUUUUUUAAUAAAGAAAACUCUUCAAAAAUCUAUAUUUGUUAUUUUCAAUGAAAAAAAUGAAAGAAAGCUUUUUUUGGUUUAACUUUGAUUUUUCAGACAUUUGAGCCACGUUGGCCUGAAUUCGGAUCAAGCCGAACUGUACCAGGAAGUUUUGGCCCACGUCGAGGUCCAUAAUCACAAUUUAUUCGAAAGCUGAAGAAAAAACUUCAGGUAAAAGACGAGGAGGAAAAGCUGAUGCUGGCGGAAAUCGUCAAGAAACACGACCAGAAAAUCCGGAGGUCUUUGAGGAAAAACGAGAGGAAAACCCCGAAAGGAGUCAAGAACAAGAGCAAUGUGGGUUUCCACGUGCAAAUUUCAGUCUAAUUUAGGAAAGUUCGCCAUAUUCCUGUACAGGUUUUAGCUUUUUUUGACUCUGGAGUAAAUUUUUUAGAGGUUUCCGAAUGGAAUAAAAUUUGUAAAGAGUCUUGAGCCCUAGAGGGACUACUUCAGAUUUUUCCAGUUUUAUAGUUUUUUCUAAACUGACUGGGAUAAUUUUUAGUGGCCACUAUAGGGUUUUGACGUUUUGGAGGCCACUAUAGUAGUCAAAAUAGUGGUCACUUAAGGGGUUGAAGGUAAUGGGCACUAGGUCUGAGUGCUACUACUAAACCACUAAAAGUUCUAGUGGCCACUUUAGGGGUCAAUGGAUCAACAUAACUGGUCCAAUCUGUUUGUUUUAAAAUUAUCAGAGUUACUGGAAGGAUUACUGGAUCGAAAACUACUGAAGUGGCCAUUAUGGAGGUGGGUUUAGUGGCCACUUUAGUGUCCUCUCCAAGUAGUCCUUGACGAGCCUCUAUAGCGGCCAUUAAAAAUUUUCCCAGUGACAUGGUUAGAAAUGCAAAUCUUGAGUUGCCCGAUGAGAUCUGAGAGAUUUUUUGAAUUUUUUAUCUCAAAGUUACCUAAAAAAUUUUAUUUUGAGAAAUAGAAGGUUCUCUCUUUCUCUGGAGCUCUCUCAGGUAGCCAUUGAUCUUGACCUUUCAUUAAAAUUAUCACCGAAGGUCUGAAAAGACCAGCAAGUCUCAAAAAUGUCAGAAAAGCGCUUCUAGCGUCCUUUGGAACCGUAGUUUUCGCUUUUUUUUUAAACUUUUCAAGGACCUUUUUCUAGCGAAGGGCAAGUUAAAGGUUCAAUAUAGUCUGUUCAGAUUUUGAAUGUCAAGUGCAAUGGCGUCAUUCAAAAACACUCUGUGGAUGGCUUGCUCUCUGAUUGGUUUAUCGCACCAUUAGGGGCGGAGCUUGAGUGACGACUUGACAUUCAAAAUCUGAACAGACUAUAAGACCGAUAGAAGGCAAAAAUUUCGAAAACCAAGUAAUAAAAUCAACUUUUAACCCUAGACCUCAAAUUUAAAGUCAUAUGGGUCAUUUUCCCUGAUUCAGAACUCCCGAAACGGAAAGUCAGAACCAGAAGAUCGAUCUCCGACGCCAGCACCGCCGUCCUUCGGCCAGAUGCCUGUAGAUCCUCUGAAUCCGGACUGGGAUUCCGAGGCGCCUUCUGCGGCCAACAAGGAGACGAUCCGAGCGACAGCCUCAUUCCGUCUCGAUUCGGUCCGACCUGCUCCAGUCACCGAAUUCACAAGAGCCACCUACUCGGUCAACGCCCCUCGCAAUGAUGUCGUUCCCUUGAACGAACGGCAACCUCACAUGCUAUACCGUUUCGAGGUCGGUCAGGCUUAUUGUAGGGAGCAUGAACUUGAUAGAGUUUCGAAAAAGAUCGCUUGGACCGGCUUUUUGAAAGAAAUAUGGCGAAGUUUGAGAAAGGACAACGCUACACAGUUGGGUUCGCGUGUGAAAAAAAUCAGAAAUUGCGUAAAUGUUGUGACGCAAAACUGCACAAUCGGCUCCUGAGUCCGUUUGUGCAGACUUUAGAGCUACAGUAACCAUUUUUGUCUUUUCACCAAGUUUUUUCAAACAAAAAUGUGUAUAAAUUAAAUCAAGGGAAGUUUUUGAAUAGUAGUAAAGUCAUGCUCAUUUUUUUCAUCCUUAGUUUCUAAUAUUUUGUGACGUUCAUCUAUAUAGCUGAUUCACAUGCGACUUGAGCCAUCGAAAAAAGGGUCCUGACACGAUAAUGCAUGAAAUAGCGCCUGACCCGUGGAGAGCGCAGACAGGACACGCCCCCUUCACGUCCCAAGAUGGCCGUGAAUUACCAUUUUAUUUCCAGAGUAAAGAUGAAGAAGCAGAAGAUGAGGCUGAAGAAGCCCCACCACUACCGGAUCGAUCCAAGUCGUUGCUCAGCCGGAGACCCACCCCGACCAGCGUUCCUAGAUUUCCUAACGGUUUCAAGAAGUCAGCUGAACGGAAAGAAGAGUGAAUGAUUCUAGACCCACCGCCACGACUACCCAGCCACCGACACCGGGCCUCGUACCGAUGGGCGACGGCGGACGAACAUCGCGAAGCCGAUGACGUGUUGCCCCGCCGGACAACCGCCGCCCCACCGCAGGCUUCCUCGUCGCCGCCGCCGCCACCUGUUGCUCAUCAUCAGAGGACCGUCAUCGAGGUCAAGGUGAGACGUGACCGUCUUUAGAAAAAAAAAAUAAAAUAAAAUAAAAUAAAUCUAGACAUUGACGUCCUUUUUAAAGUUUUCAGCUGAUUAUGACGUCAUUUGAGCUUUUUCAAAAAAAUGAAACUUGAACGGAUUUAGAAUGUCGGGGAAAAUUCCACCCCCCGUUACAGUAACCUUUUGGUGGGGACUUAAUCUUAUUCUAGAACCCCCCAUAACCAGAACAUUCUGGAAUAAUCCCAGAAGAUAGGUUGAAAAUAGCCCUUUUCAAUAACGUUUUGAAAUCUUGAAUCUAAAGGCCGCGACAUCAUUUUUGAAAAACGGGAACAACGUCAUCAGAAAGUUUACAAAAAUGACGUCAUUUUAAUGGUUGAGAGAGAUUCUGAUCGAUUUCGACUUGAAAUUAAUAUAGCUGGUUCACAUGCGGCUGGAGCCAUCGAAAAAAUAUUUACUGAAAAUAGCACUUAGAAACUUGAAUCGAAUAGGUUUCAAGGUGAAGAUUAAAUGAGAAAUGAAGAAUAAUCAACGAUUAGUUGAAAUUUUCGUUAUCCAUCAUAUCAUUUCUUCUUUUUUUACCUUAACUUAGUAAGUGUUGAAUCUAUAGCUGAUUCACAUGCGACUUGAGACAUCGAAAAAAGGGUCCUGACACGAUAAAAGAAGAGAAAGUGCCUGGCUAUUGGAGAGCGCAGUGAAGCCACGCCCCUUUUCAAGCUAGCCGUUUUCAGGUUGAAGAAGAUGAAGCCCCCCAUGCUGUUGAUGAUAUCCCGCCGAUCGCUUCAAGCGCUCCCCCGGCCCCGCCGCCACCGCCCCCAAAUUGGUCUCCAAUCAAUAAAGUAUUGAUCGAAGAAAUUGCCUCCUGAACCUCAUUGAUCUCCAGGAUGCCCCGAUCAUGCGUCCAACAGCUUUGGAGAACAACAACUUGAAGAAACCGUCGAGUCUUCCGUCGGUCAGCGUCGAGCGUCAAAGUUUGCUGGCGGUUAGUUUUUUAGGAUAGAUAUUUGGAGUUGUAGUAGGUGUCUAGGCUUGGAAAAAUAGUUUAGUUAGGAUUUCAAGUUCAUUCAUGGGCUCCUUUGGAAUUCCUGACCCUUUAGGAGGUUUUUUAGGCUAGAGGAGUUCUUGAGAAGAUCAUACGUCGGCUGGAUCCCACCCCGGGGUGCGGCGCGCAAAAAGCUGGGGUGGGACCCAGCCGAUGUAUGGAGAAGAUUAGAAAAAAUCAUAUUUUAGUCCCCAAGGCGUUUUUUGUUUUGUUUGAAGGGUUCUGGACUUGGAAAAAAGUGUUAUAAGGUUUUUAAGUACAUUCAUGGGCCCCUUAAAAUUCCUGUCUCUUUGGAAGGUUUUUAGGGCUAGGAGAGUUCUUGAGAAGAUGGAAAAAAUCAUACUUUAGUCCCCAAAAAAAGAGAUUUUUAUGGUGUUGAAAAAUCUGUAAAAAUUGGCCGUACCGGGAAAAUUUUUAGUGGCCAUUAUAGAGGCUACUUGGAGAGGACGCUGAAGUGGCCACUAAAACCACCUCUUAAGUGGCCACUAUUUUUCGUUUUAGUGGCCACUUCAGUAGUUUUUUAUCCAGUAGUCCUUCCAGUAACUGAUAACUUUUAAAAAAACAGAUUGGACCAGUUAUGUUGAUCCAUAGACCCCUAAGGUUGACACUAAAAUGUUUGGUGGUUCAGUAGUAGCACUGAGACCUCUAUAGUGGCCACUAGUUUUUAACCCCUACAGUGGCUUUUAAUUUGACUACUACAGUGGCCACUAAAAAUUUCCCCAGUCAGCUUUUGAUUGCUUCCGUGCACAGUUAGAAUCAGCUUGUCUUGUUUUCCUAUAAUACACCGAAACAAAAUAAAAUACAGGAGAUCCAAAACGCGGACAAGUCGAAAAUGCUCCGGAAAGUGAGCGACACGCCGCCGGAAACAAGUCCACGCGUCCUUUCCGACGGCGGUGGCUUCAUCGACCAGAUUCAGCAGUUCCUCAUCGCCCGCCGCCUUGGAAUCAGCCCCAGUGAUGAAGAAGGUGAGAAGAGAGCACGAGCCUGAAGAGGCCCCAGAGAUCUCUCUUUCUUUCGCGUCUCUUCGGACCUUCCUUGAUCUCUUUUUUUUCCCAUUUCUUCAGAUUUUUUAAGGAAAUUUCUUUUCUUGUAUUCAAACUCAUAGAACCUCCCGACUUCCUAACUUCAAAAAAAACGUCCGAACAUAAUUUUCUUCUCACUUUUGAGUUGUAGAGAGGGAUUUUUUGUACUUAUUGGUAUUUUUAGAAUAUUUUAUCCAUUUUUUGAAGUUUUUUUAUCGCUCAAAAAUGAAAAAAAAACAUUUUUUGAAAUGAUAAAGUUUAUCAUAAAUCAACCCGUUUUGGAGUUUUGAGUGCUGGUUUUUUUAAAGGAGCAUGGGCUCCUUUAAAAAAAUUGGAGUUUUGAGAGCUGGUUUUUUAAAGGAGCAUGGGCGAAUUUCAGCAAUCUCUCUUGAAGCGAAGAGCCUUUUUCAGUGUUUUUUUAGGUCUUCCAGAAAUUCUACGUUCAAAAGAACCCUUGAUAAGUAUUUUCGAGCACCUUUUAUUCAAGUUUCUUCUAAAUAUCCAGAGAGGAAUUUUGAAUUUUCGUCGAAUAAAUUUCAAACUCACUUUUCCCAUGUGUUACUGAUCCUUUUAAAAAUCAAAACUCUAAAAAAACCAACGGAGAAAUUUCUGGAAAAAAAAAAUUAAAGGAGCAUGGGCAAAUUUCAGCAAUCUCUCUUGAAGCGAAAAGCCUUUUCAGUGCUUUUUCUAGGUCUUUCAGUAGUUCUACGUUCAAAAGAACCCUUGAUAUGUAUUUUUGGAAAAGAAACCAUUUUUUUUUUGAGUUGUUUCAAAGGUUUCGCACUUUUUGAAAACUUCUUGUAGGCUUUUUUGAACUUUGGUCGAUUAAAAUCCAAAUUUCACCAUUCUUAUUGCUACUGAUUCUUUUAAAAACCCAAUUUUCAGUAUUUUUCAUUCCAGAAAGCGACGAUUCGGAGAGCGAAGGCUGGAGCGAUUGA